UCCAGAGCGACGGGCUGACUGCAACUAGCGGCAGGCAGGCAGGCUCGUCUUGCCUUUUGUUAGCCAUAGCUUGGAAAACGCCAAGGAAAAGACAGAGCCGCAUCCAUGCAGUAGCACACUUUUAUUGGAAAAUGAUCAUCUGUACGAGUAAAAUGGAGUACCCCCUGAGAACCCAGUGUCAGCGCGUGCACAAACAGGUGAUGGUGAACGGAGAGAAGGAGCGCGUGUCGCUGCUGUUCAUGAAGGCUCUGGUCAGCAGGGGCAGCGUGGACGCCGUGUCGCAGCAGAUGGCCUCUCACCCGCAGUACUUGGAGAGCUUCCUGCGCACACAGCACUACAUCCUGCACAUGGACGGGCCCCUGCCGCUGCCGUACCGCCAUUACAUCGCCAUCAUGGCUGCAGCACGACAUCACUGCAACUACCUGGUGUACCUGCACUCAGCCCAGUUCCUGAGGGUGGGCGGGGACCCUGUGUGGCUGCAGGGUUUGGAGGCAGCCCCCCCUCGACUUCGUCUGCUUGACCACAUCAACAAAGUGCUGGCCCACCAACCCUGGCUCACUGCCUGCUCACACAUCCAGGCGCUGCUGAAGGCAGGCGAGCAGUGCUGGUCUCUGGCGGAGCUGGUGCAGGCCGUGGUGAUCCUCGCUCACUGCCACUCCCUCUGCAGCUUUGUGUUUGGAUGUGACACAGACUCAGACCCUGCCUCUCUCUCCAAGUCUCCUAACGGCACCCCGCCCACCUUCUGCCCCUUCGAUGCUGCCAACGGCAACGCCAACGUGCCUCAGACGCUCGCCACUCCCUCCGAACACAUAACUCGAAGACGGUCUCUGGACUCCAGCUGUGACAUGGUGUGUCUGAAGGAGAAGAUUCAGAAGUCUCAGGAGGAGCGAGAGAAGAGAGAAGAGCGGCUGCUGCAGACACAAGCACUCCAGCAAACAGACAUGGAAGAAGAGGAGGAGAUGAUAUGCUUUGCAGACCCGACACGUUUCAUCACAGACCCCGACUUAUGCUACCAGGAGUUUGCUCGCAGAGAGGAGGACCACUUUCAAGUAUUUAGAGUUCAGGACUAUUCAUGGGAGGACCACGGCUUCUCCUUAGUCAACAGGUUGUACUCGGACAUCGGCUACCUCUUGGACGACAGAUUCAGGAGCGUGACGACCCUCCCCUCGAUGCACAGCCCCGACCUGAAGAGGGCCAUCUGGAACUACAUCCACUGCGUGUUAGGAAUACGGUACGAUGAUUAUGAUUAUGGAGAAGUGAACCAGUUGCUGGAGCGGGAUCUGAGGCUGUACAUCAAGUCUGUGGCCUGCUUUCCAGACGCCACCAAAACUCCAGUGUGUCCGCUCAGUCUGGCUCCGCUCAAACCUUCAGAGCGGAUACACGUGAACCUGCUCAUCAUGGAGGCCCGGCUGCAGGCGGAGCUGCUCUACGCGCUGAGAGCCAUCACUCAGUACAUGAUCGCAUGAGCGCUCGGAGAGGCACCGAGCUAAAUAACUCUCCGCCGGUACAGAGAGACGCAAGGAUGAAGAAAUCUCAACAGCAGACGGUGGGACGAGAGGGACACUUUUAGGGACACAGAGCUCAUGGUUUUGUAGCUGUGUCUCAUGAAUGUGCUUUUCUGUUUCUCAGAUGUAAUGUAUUUAUACCAUAGUGUGCCACGCCCCCCUCCUCACGCAGAUUCUCCUGUUGUGAAGUCCUCUCAUCAGACAUCUCGGCUCUCAAACAUUAUGUGCAAUUAUUCCUAGAGAUGUUUUAAUGUGUACCUUUUUGUUUUGUGUUCAUUCUGUACGAAGCUGCUCGGUAGUAGCAGUGUUACAGCGUCCAACACUCCCCUUAGUUUGAUCGGUCUCCUUUUUGUAUUAACUAUGCUUUCCCCAAAAAAUAUCGUUUUGUACACGUUGAAUGUUAACGGGAGACCAGGUUAUUUUUGUUGACAAUCCUCGUCAGUGUUGGAGGAGGACAGUGAGUGGACCGUGAAGGACGACCGUUUUGCCCUCCCUAACAUUUCGUAUUAAUGCUGGUCAAGAACAAACACCACAGUGACACUGCUGGAAGUUAUCACAUCACUAUAGUUUCUUUUAAUAAGCACUUUUUUAAACUUUAUAUAUUUAUAAUGCAAGGUAAUAGUAGACAUUGAGACGCACGGUGUGUGUGUCUGACGCCUUUCUUCUCGACUAUGACGUGUAACAAAUAUUUUAGACUGUUUGUCGUGUAACUUUCAAAUUAGCUUUUGUUCUCAACCCCAGAUUACAGUGAAUUAUUGCUCUACUUGUUACGUUCACGUCAGCGCUGACACACAGAAGGAUUUUGAAGAUAAUAAUGUUUUCAAAACAUAAUUUACGCCUGAUAAGGAAACGUGUAACUAAACUUAGGAAGUCAUUGAGGAUUAAGCUGAGCCAUUUGCUAAAUGAUUGUUUUUUGCGCUUCAGAAGUGAUCAAAUCAGAGACUGAAUUUCAGACCAAAGGUCAUUAAAGAAACAUAUUGAAGGAUUGGAUGGAUGGAAAAUUCCCAGUCGAUCUGCACUGGUCAUGAGUUGAGUUCAGACGUUCUGCUCAAAGCUUUGUGUUCAAGCUUUUUUUGUGAGCUGUAGCAAAGCUGAUUAUCAAGUAGAAAUCCACGGUACAAUUUGCAAAGCAGAACAAUGUGCAAACUAUUCGUUGAAAUACUUGUAUCUUGUUUUCUGUCUUUUUUAUUUUUAUAGUUUUUGUUUCUGGGUAGGACCUGCAUGUUGUGCUGCAGCUCAGGUAGACGUAGAGUUUUGACAGACUUUAGAAUUAGUAGCUGCAGGAUGUAGAAAAUAAACAAGUGCAUAUCGAGCAUGUCAAGCAAAGCGCUGAUAACACAGGUGCCUUCAGGAUACAGCUGGAUGCUGCUGAAGUGGAGGGGUGUGACUACUGGAGGCUGGAUGUGGGCUCUGGUGGCAGCUGGGAAACCUUUUAAAACACGGGUUUAAAAAGUCCCUGCAUGAACGGGAACUGUUUUUUCUUGGCGUUUGUCAGUGUGUGUCCUCUAUCAGACACCUGGGAGCCCCAGCAACUCAGCAAAGAGCCUUUGACACAGAUGGAUGUUAAACAUGUUCAACUUGAGCAGAUAAAAAAUAAAGGAUAAUUAUCUUUAAAAAAACAAGAAACUUCUUAAAAAAAAGAGAACAAGUGAAAAAGCAAAAAACUGUUUUUUGAAAAUGUGAAGAAAUGUUUUCUAUAAAGAUGCUCUAUGAAAAUAAA
Trematomus bernacchii (emerald rockcod) is the source of this 3225-nucleotide messenger RNA. RefSeq names its product sestrin-3. Gene Ontology annotation, biological process: cellular response to L-leucine; positive regulation of macroautophagy; regulation of response to reactive oxygen species. Gene Ontology annotation, cellular component: nucleus. NCBI's taxonomy places the organism in Eukaryota, Metazoa, Chordata, Actinopteri, Perciformes, Nototheniidae. The record is from RefSeq and is a predicted model, not a curated record. Gene Ontology annotation, molecular function: L-leucine binding; oxidoreductase activity, acting on peroxide as acceptor. The coding region runs from base 132 to 1466 and encodes 444 amino acids. The transcript has 9 exons.